GAGCCGCAGCCCGCAGCAAUGGUGGCGUACUGGCGGCAGGCCGGGCUCAGUUACAUCCGGUAUUCCCAGAUCUGUGCCCAGGUUGUUAGAGCUGCAAUGAAGCCUCAGUACAAAGCAGAGGCAGAGAGGGCGGCAAUGGCCACCGUGAAAACUGUGAAACCCAAGAAGGAAUAA
This is a messenger RNA of Cariama cristata (Red-legged seriema), 174 nucleotides long. It is a transcript of the gene ATP5F1E, whose product is annotated as ATP synthase, H+ transporting, mitochondrial F1 complex, epsilon subunit. The coding region runs from base 19 to 174 and encodes 51 amino acids. The record is from RefSeq and is a predicted model, not a curated record. Gene Ontology annotation, cellular component: mitochondrial inner membrane. Lineage: Eukaryota; Metazoa; Chordata; Aves; Cariamiformes; Cariamidae. Gene Ontology annotation, biological process: proton motive force-driven mitochondrial ATP synthesis. Gene Ontology annotation, molecular function: proton-transporting ATP synthase activity, rotational mechanism. The transcript is spliced from 2 exons.